AUGGACGGCACAUCUGGCUCACAGUCGUCGCGGCUCUCAAUACCAAAAGCCUGGCCCUUCAAACGAUCAUCUUCAUCAACAUCACAUGAUCGCGAACGCCGAAAGCGAGGUCAACCUGCACAUAUCAUCGUAGAAACUGCGCCUCCGAAUCUCCCGUCACCACCGCGCUCGAGUCCGCUACCCCAAACGGCCUGGAACCAAGUACCAGUGGCAUACCGCCCGCAACAGCUAUGUGCUCCGCCAUGGGAGAUGCAACAGUCAAAGUUGCGACAGCGGAUCGAGACGAGUUCAUCUGUCAGACGAUCGAUAGAUGGUUCCGCUGACUAUCCCACUCGGAGACAACUUGAAUUGACACCGCCGCUCGAUCGCUCAACGGGCAGUGGACUCGUUCACAACUAUGAUACAUCUGGUGCUGUCGGAUUGGGUCUUCAAUCAGUACCGAACUCAGCCUAUCGACUUGAUUCGGUCAUGGAUAUCUCAGAUGUGGUCGAUAGUAAUCAUCUCGGAUCCUUCGACACUCAGAGCGUCGUUCAAAUCGCGGCUUGGGCUCCUUCGCCCGUGACUCCCAUCACACCUGUCGCACCACUCCAAUUUACACCACGGCCGCAACCACGGGAACGCCGACAGACAGACAGCGUCGUCUUCACCGGAUCGGAUGCAAUGCUGUCCGACGUCGAGCUCUUCGCACAAGCGACGGCUGGCUUCUUGACUCCCGAAGAAGAAAUUCUGUCCCUCGCAGAAGAAGCCCAAAACGAGGCAAUGAUGGUCGACUACGCCCCUGCCGCCACUUCGCACGCUUUCGAAGGUCUGGUAUCACCAGUGUCUCAACUCGGGACUCCCUCUCGCAGAACACCCAUGUCGCCCAUUCCCUCUUCCCUCGUUCCCGGUCGCUUGACCCACUCCGUCUCAUCAUCCGGCCAUCCCUCUCGCGACCAACAUUACUUCGAAGUCUCACCUCUGGAGACGCCAUCGUCCGCAUUCGUCUCCCCGACCCGCCCAGGACGUGCCAGCUGGCCUCGCCUCGAAUCCCAACCCUCAACCCCCCUCUUCGCCAACCCGAACAACAAUUACGCCAGAGACGAAGAACAUCAACAACAAGAACUCUACAACACCACCCCUACAGCCACCAGCAGCGCUUACCGGACCUUCACGCCCCCACACCGUGGCCAUCGCGCUCGUCAGGAGUCGAUAGAUUUCAUCGCUCUGUUCCCCGGCGAGGAAGCUCCCAAAUUCGAAGAGGAUCCUCCGAAUUACGCCGCCAGCCAGGCCCAGGUGGCCGCGGCAUCGCGGGGUGAAGCCACACGUAGAGCACAGGAAUUGCAGCGCAGAUGGCUUCAGAGCCGAUAG
Dissoconium aciculare CBS 342.82 is the source of this 1347-nucleotide messenger RNA. RefSeq lists its product as uncharacterized. Lineage: Eukaryota; Fungi; Ascomycota; Dothideomycetes; Mycosphaerellales; Dissoconiaceae. The coding region runs from base 1 to 1347 and encodes 448 amino acids. The transcript has a single exon. The record is from RefSeq and is a predicted model, not a curated record.